AGUGUAUUACUCAAAAUAAAGAAAUUAUUAUAUAGAAAGACAUGAGGAAAUCCUUUCUUCUAUCAGUUAUGCUAGGUGUUAUAAAAAGUGAUCAUCCUGGUGCAAAACAAUUGCAGCAUAGAAAAUGUAAUAUAUAGAGCAGAACUGUUAAAGAUUCACUAAUGUUCCCGAACAAACACACUAUUAGAGUUUGAACUCUCUUGGAAGUCUUGGUAUGUAGAGAUCUAUAGAACAAAGCUUUCCUUGAGCAGAUGCUCAUACUGCCGUUCACUUGCAGCCUUACAGCAUGAUUUGGAGGUACUGUUCAGUGUUGUAAGGAUGCCAUCUAUAUUUUGGCACCAAUAUAGAUUUAAAGUUUUAAACAAAGAUUAUAAACAAGGAUGAAAACUACUGUAAAUCAUAUGGAAGCUAAUCUUUGAUAUGUAUUGUAGAAGCCCUGGGAUUCCUUGAUCUUUUCUCCAAGUACUAGACAAGCUUAGUAUCUGGACUGCUUCUACCUGUUAGACUAGAAUGUUACCAAGAUGUCUGCACAUUCAUUGCUGCGUGAGAGAAUUAUCCUGGCUAAGGAACUAAUUAAAAGAGCAGAAGUUCUUUGCAGAUCCCAAAAAGAUGGCAUAGAAGGGGGAGCAAAACUUUGCAGUAAAUUAAAGGCAGAACUAAAAUUCUUGCAGAAAGUAGAAGCCGGUAGAGUAUGCAUCAAAGACUCUCAUCUGCAGAGUACAAAUCUCACUCAUCUGCAAGCUAUCAUUGAAUCAGCAGAGAACUUGGAGGGUAUUGCUGGUGUUCUCCAUGUUUUUACUUAUAAGGACUCAUUUGGUGAAAAACAGAAUUUGAUGGUAGAUGUAGUUGCAAAUAAUGGGCAUACUUGGGUGAAAGCAGUUGGUCGGAAAGUUGAAGCUCUGCAUAACAUUUGGUUGGGCAGGGGCCAGUAUGGUGACAAGAGUAUUAUUGAACAAGCAGAGAAUUUCCUACAAGCAAGUUGUCAACAACCAGUACAAUAUUGCAGCCCACACAUUAUUUUUGCUUUCUACAAUGGUUUGUCCAGCCCAAUAGCAGAAAGACUAAAAGAGAUGGGUAUAUCUGUGCGGGGGGAUAUUGUUGCUGUGAACCCAUCAAUGAACUGUCUUAAAGAAGAUCACUGUUUAAGUUCUAGUGAAUCUGACAACGGGGAUGAAUGCUUUCAAGUGACUAAAGUAGAUCGGGAUAUCUUAAUAGCCAGUGUUGCAUUUCCUACAAUGUUGAAAGUAAAUACAUGCAAUAGGGUUAAUUUAGAUAUUACUACUCUGAUUACAUAUGUCUCAGCCCUAAGCUAUGGAGGCUGUUACUUUAUAUUCAAAGAGAAAGUCUUAACCGAACAGGCCUUACAAGAGCGAAGUGAGAAUGUUCUCCCACAACUGGACGAAUUCAUGAAGGGCAAAGAAUUGUUUGCUUGUGAAUCUGCAAUCAAAGAUUUUCAGAUUAUUUUAGAAACUAUAGGAGGUCCUGGAGAAAAAAAUAGAGCCUCAUUACUUAUGGAUAGAAUCCAUGUGGUCCCAGACCAACUCUCUGAAUGUGCCUCGAGAUUAGUACCUAGCUCUAAAAUCAAUAGCCGUUCUCUGAUCAUCUUUGGGACAGGAGAUACUUUAAAAGCCAUCACUAUGACAGCAAACAGUGGCUUUGUUCGGGCAGCAGCAAAUCAGGGAGUAAAGUUUAGUGUGUUUAUUCAUCAACCAAGGGCAUUGACAGAAAGCAAAGAAGCUUCUGCCACACCUUUAUUAAAGCACUAAGCUGGUUCUGAAUACUGUAUUUUUCGGACUGUAAGACGCACCGGAAUAUAAGACACACCAAGAUUUUGAAGAGGUAAAGAAGAAAAAAAAAGUUUUUGCCCUCCCCGGCCCCCAGGAGCACACUGCAGGCCUCCCAAACCCUCUGCAGGCCUCCCAAACCCUUUUUGUGAAAAAUGGGCCCAUUUUUCACAAAAACAGGAUGAUCAGAGGGUGUGCUCCUGGGGGCUAGGGAGAGCAAAAACAUGACACCAAAUGGUGUUUGGGAGGCCUGUUUUUUGCCAAAACGGGCCCAUUUUUUGCAAAAACAGGGCCUGCAGAGUGUUUGGGAGGCCUGCAGAGUGUUCCUGGGGGCUGGUGAGGGCAAAAACACCCCCAUUUUUGCAAAAAAUGGGCCCAUUUUCAUGAAAAAUGGGCUUGUUUUUGGUCUCCCAAACCCCCCACGCAUCAAAUUUUUGCCCUCCCCAGCCCCCAGGAGCACUCGGCAAGCCUCCCAAACCUCUGCAGGCCCAGUUUUUGCAAAAAAUGGGCCUGUUUUUGGCAAAAACGGGACAUGUGGGGUGGGGUUUCAGGAAGGCAAAAAUUGCUGUAUUCAGUGAAUAAGACGUACCAACAUUUCCACCCUCUUAGGGGGGGAGAAAAGUGUGUCUUAUACUCCGAAAAGUACGGUAAUUUAUUUAAAUUGUUUCUAGCUAAGAAAUUUUUGAAAUAAAAUAGUGUAAUGCAUAUAAAUAUUGAUGUUAUGUGGCCACAGUUUAUUCAUUUGACUGAAUUGAACUGAAAGAAACUUAGGGCAGACAUACUUUGUUGUGCUUCAGCUACUCAUGUAUAACUUUGUAUAAAUGUUAUACAACUUU
This is a messenger RNA of Pantherophis guttatus, 2620 nucleotides long. RefSeq names its product chromosome 4 C7orf25 homolog (gene C4H7orf25). The record is from RefSeq and is a predicted model, not a curated record. Lineage: Eukaryota; Metazoa; Chordata; Lepidosauria; Squamata; Colubridae.